AUGAGGCUGCUCGCCGGUGCCCAACAUGGCUCCUACGCGGCAUUAGAAAGCGAAGAAAACUCGAAUCUUCUCGGCGAUGACAACGACAACCACAGCCAUGACGAGGAUCCCGCCGUUAAUGUUGACGUCGACGACGAGGCUACGCCCGCCCCCGAUAUUCAGCCCGGUGUUCAGAGCAUUGAAGCGGUGACGGUAGCAUGGACUGCCACCGCUCUACUCUUCGCCUACAUUAUGAUCUGGCUCAUUUACUUUGUUGAGGGCAUGCUCUCGGCCACUACAGGGAUCCUGACUCCUUACGUCACGUCCGCCUUCGCGAUGCAUUCGUUCACGCCUACCGUUGGCAUUCUGAGCAGCGUUAUCGGUGGUGUCACCAAUCUCACCCUCGCCAAAAUCCUUGACGUCUUUGGCCGACCACAAGGGUACCUCUUCUGCAUUGUGUUAGCCACGGUCGGGCUCGCAAUGAUGGCCGCGUGUAGCAGUGUUCAGGCCUACGCCGCCGCGCAGGUUUUCCAAACGGUUGGGAACAACGGUAUCCUGUAUAGCCUAACAGUUUUUGUUGCCGACACUUCUUCGCUGCGCAAUCGGGGCUUGAUGCAGGCUAUUGUUAGUUCGCCUAACCUGAUUACAUGCUGGCUGGCUGGCCCGAUAUCUUCGGGAUUCCUGAAUGGGCCUGGCUGGCGUUGUGCGUUUGGGAUGUUUACGAUCCUCGUGCCAGCCAUCACUCUCCCACUCUUUCAGCUUCUGCUACACAACUACCUCAAGGCUAAGAAUAUGGGCCUCAUUGUACAGAGCAAGGGUGAGAACGAGAGCGAUCGCACUGCGUUGCAGUCCUUUCUCCAUUAUUCUCGGCAAUUCGACGCCAUCGGCCUCAUCCUGCUGUCCACCGGCGUUGCCAUCUUUCUGCUCCCUUUCAAUCUAUAUGCAUUACAAGGCUGGAACUCACCACGUGUAGUUGCAAUGCUAGUUGUAGGCAUCACCCUUAUUAUCUCCUUCGUUGUGUGGGAGGGAUAUUAUGCCUCCAUCACAUUUGUGCCCUAUUCCAUCCUCCUUGACCGUACGGUUUUAGGCGCCUGCAUUCUCUCUGCUACGUUAUUUAUUAGUUUCUGGUGCUGGAAUAGCUUCUUUAGCUCAUAUCUACAAGUUGUGAAUGAUCUCAGCGUCGAGAAUGCUAGCAACGUUGUACAGUCAUACACUGUCUGUUCCGUUGUGUCUGCCAUCGCGGUCGGUUCCUUGAUUCAUUAUACUGGACGCUUCAAACCUGUCUGUCUCUACCUUGGAAUCCCGCUGAGCAUCUUGGGCUCUGGCCUGAUGAUGUAUUACUGCAAAAUCGAUGGUAGUGUCGGCUACAUCAUCAUGUGCCAGCUUUUCAUUUCUAUAGCAGCUGGCACGAUCAUGGUCUGCGACGAGGUUGCAAUCCUGGCUGCAGCUUCGCAUCAGCAUGUCGCCGUUUGCAUAGCCGUGUUAGGGAUGUUUGGAAACAUUGGCGGCGCGAUCGGCCUAACGGUGGCAUCCGCCAUUUGGCAGAGCGUCUUCCCCAGGAAGCUGAUGGAUUAUAUUCCUGCCGAUGAGCUUCCAAAUCUACCUAAAAUCUACGCAAACAUCUCGACUCAAUUGUCAUAUCCGGUCGGGUCUGCGACUCGUCUCGGCAUUCAGCAUGCCUAUAGGGAUGCUCAGAUGAGUAUGCUGGCCGUCGGAACCGCAGUCUGGAUUGCUGGUUUCGUCGGAGUCACCAUUUGGCGGGACAUUAACGUCAUCGGUAUCAAGCAAAACAAGGGACACGUUUGGUAG
This is a messenger RNA of Arthroderma uncinatum, 1788 nucleotides long. RefSeq names its product siderophore iron transporter mirB. Bases 1 to 1788 code for a protein of 595 amino acids. NCBI's taxonomy places the organism in Eukaryota, Fungi, Ascomycota, Eurotiomycetes, Onygenales, Arthrodermataceae. The transcript has a single exon. Gene Ontology annotation, biological process: transmembrane transport. The record is from RefSeq and is a predicted model, not a curated record. Gene Ontology annotation, molecular function: transmembrane transporter activity.